UCUCUGGUCGACACGAAGCUGCUCGGGAAACCUGACAAGUUCUCAGGCGAGCUGGGCGAGAACGCGAAGUACAAGGAUGGUGUCACCUGGGAGAACUGGAGUUUUGGUUUGGCGGCGAACUGCAUGGCGGUGGACCCGCACAUGGCAGAGCUGAUGAGGGGCGCAGCUGAGGUGGCCGCUGAGGCCUACGCACACGAAGAUCUUGACAAAGAGGCCCAGCGUGUGAACACCAACCUGUAUUACAUCCCGGUGCUAACAUGCAAGGAUAUGGCCCAGGGAGUCGUGGGAGCGUUCCUUCAGGAGAAGGAGAACGACCUGAUCAAGGGCAUCGUGCCCUGGGAGACGCAGGUGCAGCGGUGCGAGGAGCAGACGGGCGAGAAGAUCAUGGAGUCAAUCAAGAAGUCCGUUCUGAGCACGAGACUGGUGCCCAACAAGCUCAUGGAGCACCUGAUGCUGAGCGCGACGAGGUUCACGACGUAUGCGCUGGUCAGGGCAGAGGUGCUUCACUACUUGAGGUCGAAGCAGGAGGUGAUGGCAUUAAGUGGUUCUGUGCCGAUGGAUUUGGACGCGCUUGCGUUUGCCAGACACGGGGGGGACGGCAAAGGCAAGCACGGCACGGAUCAGACCAAAGGCAAGGGGCCCGACAACACGAAUACGAGCCAGCCACGCAAGCACUGCGGCAAGAAGGGACACAAGCUGAUGGAGUGCGGGAAGGCCACACAGGACAAGGGCGGAAAGGACAAGAAUGACAAGCCGAAG
This is a messenger RNA of Prorocentrum cordatum, 759 nucleotides long. NCBI's taxonomy places the organism in Eukaryota, Dinophyceae, Prorocentrales, Prorocentraceae. The record is from the annotation of a GenBank genome assembly.